CUCCCUCAGCCCCAGCAGCCACCUGCUCCUACAGCUCACGCGAUAAUCAUGGACUCCAGCAAAGUGGUGGAAAACAUCUACCUCCUGGUCAUCGUCACCCUCAUCAGCGUGCUUCAGAAUGUUUCUUUUGCACAGAAGGUAGAGAGGGAAUGCAAGAACCAAAAUAUCCGCACAUCGGCUUUUGAGAGAGUGUCUUGUGCCAAUCGCAACUGCAUGGAUGCUUACCCCACUUUCUUGGCAGUGAUGUGGUGUGCUGGUCUGUGUCUCAGUCAAGCUCCUGCUGCUUUUGCUGGGAUCAUCUAUCUUGUCAUCAGGCAGAAGUACUUUGUUGGAUACUUGGGACAAACCUCUCAAAGCACCCCGGGGUACUUGUUUGGAAAACGGGUCAUCACCUUCCUCUUUCUGAUGUGCAUUGUGGGCAUCGCCAACUACCUGCUGGUGCGAUUCUACGGCAGCGACUACAAGGAGCACGUGGAAACCAUCACUAAUGCUGCAUCUGCUCUUCUACUUAUCCCUUAGAUCAGUUUGUGUAAUUUAACCUUUCCUCAAUCCACAUUCACCAUUCAGCUCCUGAAUUUUUGUUGCAUUAAAACACUGUAUUCUUUGUUUUUAAAGCAUUUAUUGCAUUUGAUUGAAAAAAAAAUAAAGUAAUUCUCAUGAAGAAAUAAUUACCAAGUACAAAAGUUUACAAAC
Messenger RNA from Archocentrus centrarchus (flier cichlid), 693 nucleotides. Its product is annotated as arachidonate 5-lipoxygenase-activating protein-like. The transcript is spliced from 5 exons. The record is from RefSeq and is a predicted model, not a curated record. Lineage: Eukaryota; Metazoa; Chordata; Actinopteri; Cichliformes; Cichlidae. Gene Ontology annotation, biological process: leukotriene biosynthetic process. The coding region runs from base 49 to 519 and encodes 156 amino acids. Gene Ontology annotation, molecular function: glutathione peroxidase activity; glutathione transferase activity; enzyme activator activity. Gene Ontology annotation, cellular component: endoplasmic reticulum; membrane; nuclear envelope.